Messenger RNA from Trematosphaeria pertusa, 2610 nucleotides. RefSeq lists its product as uncharacterized. The record is from RefSeq and is a predicted model, not a curated record. Bases 450 to 2216 code for a protein of 588 amino acids. Gene Ontology annotation, biological process: translational initiation. Gene Ontology annotation, cellular component: cytosol. Lineage: Eukaryota; Fungi; Ascomycota; Dothideomycetes; Pleosporales; Trematosphaeriaceae. Gene Ontology annotation, molecular function: protein-folding chaperone binding. The transcript has 3 exons.
GAGAGGUUCGCAAGAGCCGGAAUAGCGAGGAAGUACAUUGCAGAUACAUCGCACUGUUCUACCGGGCAAGAGCUUCGAAGAUGCAAGGACCACCAGCCCAGGAACCUUUGGGACUCAGAGACGGAGAGGAUUUCACAGACCUUGCUCUUUUAUGUAUGAUUUCGUUCAAUCCACCCGGGCACUGCUGCUCUGCGAUGCCUCCCUCGCGCCUUCCAAGGCUGGGUUGAUGGAGUUGAUGUUCUUUCCUUACAUGAGGUGCGUAAUCUGCCUGCAUGGCAGGCGCAUUGGCUGAGCUCUCAACCCCGCCAUGGAGAUUCAGCCUUGCAAUUGUUCACCUCACCGGUCAGCCUUCUUAAGCCUGGUUACGGUCAUGUUUCCUUCUGUUCUCUUCCUUCUGCUUUCCUUCUUCUCCCACAGGUCUUCUGGAGUCGGUGCAGUCGCCGUUCCCGAUGGCCAACUUCGGCUUCUCCGCUGGAGAUAUCAUCCUAGUCAGCAAAUAUGCAUGGGACGUGUACAAGGUCAGUAAGCAUGCAGGGGAGGACUUCAAGGGCAUCACGAUUGAUGUGAAGUUGCUGCGGUCACACCUUCGCACCCUGGACGAGGAGAUAGAGAAUCGGAACUCCCUCAUACAUCGAUCGGACGCCAGACAGAGAGACGAACUGGGAAGUUUACUACGGAGCUGUCGUGCUGAUCUUCGAGAGUUGGAAAAGUUGCUCGCUAAGUACAAGUCGCUGAAAAGGUCCAAUCCCCGGGCUCGCGAUAAGCUCGCAUUUCGGGCGAGCAAACAAGCGGAUAUCCGAAACAAGAUCGCGACCCAUAAUGAUCGCCUCCAACGCUUCCUGAACGGACUCCAUACUGUUUCAUUGGGAAGGAUCGAAAGCCGUGCCGAGAUACAAGCACACUCGCUCGAGGAGAUACUACAGAAGCUAGAUUCCGUACAUCAAGCUGUUCGAGCUGGCAAAAGAGAUCCGUCUGUGCUUACAGAUAUGGACGAUUGGAUAAAGCAGGAGUUAGUCGACGACAACAUCACAGAGACAGAUGUGGAGGUCAACCGCGAGGAGAUCUCAGCGUGGCUUGAGCGACUCCGCGUCAACGGCGAGUUCACCAGCGUUUUAAAUGGCAUAGCCGAGCAAGAAGAGAAUGACGAAGAUGGGGAGAGCUCAGUGGUGCCAGACCUGAGCUUCCAGCCGAGGCGCAAAACAGCUAACAAGGCCCCAAAAGCGGCAACGAAUGCUUCCGACUUACGUCCUUUAGAGGCUUCAGAAGAACGCGCUUAUCAUGAAACCGGCUACAAGUCGAGUAGUCCUACUGAUGCCGAGCAAUCUGUAUCCAGCCAUGCGAGCGAAGCAGAAAUCCCAAUCACCGCUCAGAAACAGCCCAGGGAAUUCAAGAUUCAGAAAACCGACUCCGUGAUCAGCUCGAACGAGGAAUUAUUAAGCGACACAGAAGAGCUGAAUGCUGACUUCGAAGUGGACUUAACCCUCCACUCCCUACCCGAGCACAUAAUGCCUGAUCCGAACUCAAAUAGCAGCGCCGCAGUUCAACGGAAAUCCUGGUCCAUUUCUACCUUAGGCCGGCAACUGCCAUAUCAGUGGAUCCCUAGAGAGGGGAAAUCUGAAUUGGAGAUACCCCUUCCUGUCACACUUGAAGAGAUUUUCAACGGCGCGAUGAAGAGAGUUAAGAUCAAAAGACUGGCGUAUAAUGAGUCUGACGGGACGUGCUUCGUCGAGGGGACGGUCAAAGCAGUCUGGAUUGAGGCAGGACAAGGAAAUAAGAGCCGAAUUCACCAGAGAGGAUGGGGCAACGGAAACGGAUUCUGCUCGCAGGACGUAAUCUUCAUCGUGGAAGAGAAACCUCACGCUUUGUUCGAGAGAAUAGCAUGGCCUGACAAUAAGUUCUGUUUCAAUCUUCGACACGCUCUGCAAAUAACAUUGUGUGAAGCGCUCUGUGGCUGGGAGCGCAAUCUCGUUGGCCUUGAUGGUUCGAAGUUCCGAUUCUCAUGUCCCGGGCCAACGCAAAUUGAUCGGACCGAGAUCGUUUGGGGCCAUGGUUUACCGCUACAGAGCCGUCCAACGUCAAGGGGAAACCUCUGGGUGUCACUGUUAAUCAAUUACCCCGAUUCAUUGAAUGAUGCACAGAAGUGCGGUUUGGGGGAUGUCCUGAGGCAGUCAGGAAUGAAGGGCAGGUUCAAGGCUGAGGUUCUGGGCAAAGACUAGAUGUGGUAAAAGGCGCGCGGGUAAAAAGACGACGACCUUCCAAGAGCACUGGCACAGAUAAAAGGGUAUGUAAUGGCGAAGGAUUUGUAGAGCGGAGUGCCACAGUUUGAUACGAUAGAGCGAUAGAAAGAGCGGCAUUUCAGUCUCAAUACUCAUCGAAUUGGAUGGACCUUGAAUAGAAUGGCGGAGGACGAUUCCCGGAGCAGCGAAUUUAGGCACAUUUUGGUACACAUGCUGUUAUUGUAUGGAUCAUCCACGACCGCUAGGACGAGAUGACCUCGCUCCUAGUAAAAUGCGAGGAGGCAUAUAUGAGUAGUAGUAGGAGGAGGAAUACAACUAAGCUCCACUCACUUUCCUAUAGCCUUCCCAACAUAUUCGGCAAUGGCUAGCAUCU